AUGGCUCUUAUCAAUCAAGAACAGGCAGCAGAACAUUACGCGGCUGCUGAGACACAUAUGGCAGGUUUAGAGAAGAUAGUGGACCUUCGUGGUGGGCUGGAAAAUAUGGAAGAUAGUGUCGUUGCUGUCAAGGUUUGUCGAACCGAUAUUCUCUUCGCUAUGCAACAAGGCGGAAACCCAUUAUUCCAUCGAGAUCAUAUAUGUCACGUAAAGCGCAGCUUGGCAUACAAGGGAUUCACUUUGCAGCAAGGGCCGGCUGCAUACUCAAGUCGACUUGACCCAAUCCUCCAAGAAGCAUUUUCUGACACCAUGGGAUUGUGCAGACUGCUCAACAAACACGCAGAUGAGAAGCCUCUCGAUCUGCUUGAAUUUCAAGAAGUCUUGGUGUCCAUCUGCUAUCGCCUGCUCCAAUUUCGAACCAUUGGCGAAUCAAGGUCCAUGCAGGAUAUUCAGUCUGCUUAUCAUAUCGGGUUAUCUCUUUUUAUGAUGUCGGUCUACUUUAAUAAUACGCAGGAUCGUAUAGCUAGACGAGGACUUAUCGAGACUCUUGUCAAGGAAGCCGUUACAUCCAACUCGAAUGAAGAUGAAGAUGAGUUCAAGUUCUGGCUUCUAAUUUUGGGAGGAAUUUCAGUUCCGGCUAGGGAUGGCCGCGAGUGGUUUGUUGAGAGACUUCAGGAGCAAGCGAAGUUGCUUGGCAUCCAUACUCACAUCAUUACUUCAACAUUCCAAGAUCCGCUCUCAUUCAUCACCAUGGCAUCAACCACAAACUCAGACUUUGGAGCUAACACCGAAGCCGUUGAGGUUGCGAAAGCAUUUGCCGACGGUAUCCGUGACAAAACUAUCCUCAUUACUGGAGUCAACCGUGGAGGCAUUGGAUUUGCAACCGCAGACGCUUUUUCCACCCAGUCUCCAGCUCAUAUCAUCCUCGCCGGCCGCAGUCCUUCCAAGGCAAAGGAGAGCAUCGAUGAACUCAAGACCAAGUUCCCUGGUGUAGACUACCGGUUCUUGGAGGUCGACCUCUCCAGUCAGGAAUCCGUGCGCAACGCAGCUAAAGAGGUUCUCUCUUGGUCCGAUAUUCCUACUAUUGAUUUGAUCAUCAACAGCGCCGGUGUCAUGGCCAUCCAAGAGCGUACUCUGUCCAAGGAUGGUAUCGAAAUGCAUCUGGCGACCAACCACAUCGGCCAUUGGCUUCUAAGCUGUCUCUUAAUGCCCAAGCUCAUCAAAGCAUCCGAAAACAAGCCAAAUGGUUCUGUUCGUAUCGUCAAUGUCACUUCCGCCUCACCUAUGGUAUCAAAUAUGCGCUGGAGCGACAUGAACUUUGACAAAAAGAACAAAGACCUUCCCCAGGAAGAGCAGCCAAACUACGAGUUCUUCAAACUCUGGGGAUACGAAAACAGCGAAGAAACUGCUUACGUUCCCCUCGAUGGAUACAACCGCAGCAAAGUCGCCAACGUCCUUUUCGGCAUCGAGGCUAACAAGCGUCUCUUUGAAAAACACGGCAUUCUCACGCUUGCUGCUCACCCUGGUGUCAUCAUGACGACUGAACUGGGAAGAAACUUCCCCAAAGAGACGUUGGAGGCUGUUGNNACAGAGAAUUACGGAGCGUAUCUUGCUGAUUGUCAGAUCUGUGCUGAAGCGAAGCCGUUGGCUGUUUCGAGCAGUGAGGCUAAGAAACUGUGGGAUUUCUCUGAGGAGGCGACUGGACAGAAGUUUUCAUGGUAG
This is a messenger RNA of Fusarium tjaetaba, 1722 nucleotides long. RefSeq names its product double substrate-specificity short chain dehydrogenase reductase 2. Lineage: Eukaryota; Fungi; Ascomycota; Sordariomycetes; Hypocreales; Nectriaceae. The record is from RefSeq and is a predicted model, not a curated record. Bases 1 to 1722 code for a protein of 573 amino acids. The transcript is spliced from 4 exons.